This is a messenger RNA of Prunus armeniaca (apricot), 780 nucleotides long. NCBI's taxonomy places the organism in Eukaryota, Viridiplantae, Streptophyta, Magnoliopsida, Rosales, Rosaceae. The record is from the annotation of a GenBank genome assembly.
AUGGGAGGAACCCUUCAAGCUACACUUCUUUACUUGGUUCUCUACUUGGUUCUUUUGCAUAUAUGCAGGUGCAGCAACAUCGCUGUUUCCCAAGAUGAAGAAUGGAAGACUGCUACUGCAACAUAUUCCAAAGAAACAGAUGGGUCUAUUAUUACUGAAGGUGCUUGUGGUUAUGGGGACCUUCACAAGAUCAGCUAUGGGAAACACAGUGCUGGGCUGAGUGGCAUUUUAUUCAACAAAGGGAGUACUUGUGGGGCUUGUUAUGAGCUAAGAUGUGUUGACCACAUCUUGUGGUGCCUGCAAGGGAGCCCCUCUGUUACCCUCACUGCUACAGAUUUCUGCCCUCCAAAUUAUGGGCUUUCAAAAGAUUAUGGCGGCUGGUGCAAUUUCCCUAAAGAACACUUUGAGAUGUCAGAGGCAGCAUUCGCUGAAAUUGCAAGGAGAAAAGCUGAUAUUGUGCCAGUUCAGUAUAGGAGGGUGAAGUGUGAGAGAAGUGGGGGACUGAGAUUCAUGAUGAGUGGAAGUUCUCACUUCUACCAAGUCUUGAUUACAAAUGUAGGUUCAGACGGGGAAAUACUUGCUGUCAAGGUGAAGGGUUCGAGAACCGGUUGGAUACCGAUGGCCAGGAACUGGGGACAGAACUGGCAAAGCAAUGUCAAUCUUAAAGGGCAGCCUCUUUCCUUUGAGGUAACCAUCAGUAGUGGAAGAACACUCACAUCUUAUAUUGUUGCUCCAGCAAACUGGCAGUUUGGUCAGACAUUUGAAGGGAAACAGUUCUAG